AUGAAUGUGGAUAUUGAAAGCGCUAAACACGGUCUGUCGGCGACAGGUAGCAUAACAUUGCCUUUAUGUUGUGCAGCCGAAGGAUUUUCCAUUAGCCCAAUGGUGCAGGGCCACAUGGCGAAUGACGAUGUACCUCAGGUUACACAACAUAUCAGACCAGACUUAUCGACUUCUCCUGACGUGCGGGGUUUUGCCGGAAGGCUGCUUAGAGAUGAGGUUCAGUUUGCCUUCUGCCGUGGCUUAUAUCAGACCGAGGGGCCGUAUCUACCAGCAAUGUCUGAAAAAGGCCAUUUGAAUCCUACAACGAUUCUCGGUUCCUCAUCUCGGCUCCCGGAACUCAUGCACCCCAUAUGA
Bipolaris oryzae ATCC 44560 is the source of this 354-nucleotide messenger RNA. RefSeq lists its product as uncharacterized. The transcript has 2 exons. The coding region runs from base 1 to 354 and encodes 117 amino acids. The record is from RefSeq and is a predicted model, not a curated record. Lineage: Eukaryota; Fungi; Ascomycota; Dothideomycetes; Pleosporales; Pleosporaceae.